Molecule: messenger RNA, 3186 nt
Organism: Fusarium subglutinans
Lineage: Eukaryota; Fungi; Ascomycota; Sordariomycetes; Hypocreales; Nectriaceae
Product: regulator-nonsense transcripts 1
Exons: 2
Coding region: 1-3186 (1061 amino acids)
Biological process (GO): nuclear-transcribed mRNA catabolic process, nonsense-mediated decay
Cellular component (GO): cytoplasm
Molecular function (GO): ATP binding; DNA binding; RNA binding
Source: RefSeq, a predicted model, not a curated record
AUGGAGGGCGCCUUCACCCAUGUUGGGAAUCAUUUGAUAUCCGACUCCGCUGCUGCCAUCAAAGCUGGAGCCGAUGACCUUUCCACGAUCGACCCUGACGAGAGCUUACUCUAUGGCAAAUAUGAAGAUCGUAAUGGCCGCCGCCGAGCCGAUGAUGAUGAUAACCAGACCGAGGUUUUUGAAGAAGACGACAAUGAUAGUCUCAACAGUGUCCCGAUCGACGGACUGACGGGACUCAAACUAAAAGGCCAGGAUGAAGAGAAAGAACUCCCAGCCCAUGCCUGCGCUGCGAGAGGCAACGGCACCUCGACCCACAUUGUGAAUCAUCUUGUUCGAGCUCGCCAUAAAGAGGUUCAACUCCACCCUGAGUCUACGCUGGGUGAUACUGUACUCGAAUGCUAUAACUGCGGAACCAAAAAUGCUUUUCUCCUGGGCUUUAUUCCAGCAAAGUCCGAUACUGUUGUCGUCCUCCUCUGCCGCCAGCCUUGCGCCGCCAAUACCUCCAACAAGGACAUGAACUGGGAUACAUCACGAUGGCAACCCCUCAUUGAAGAACGAGCUUUUCUGCCUUGGCUUGUCGCGACCCCCUCCGACUCCGAACAGCUCCGAGCCCGCCACCUUACGCCCAAUAUGAUUGCCAAAUUGGAGGAGAUGUGGAAGAUCGAGCCUAAGGCGACAGUGGUUGAUCUUGAGAAGGCAGCUAGUAUUGAUGACGACCCUCAACCUGUCUUGCUAAACUAUGACGAUCCUUAUCACUACCAAAACAUUUUUGGACCUCUGGUCAAAAUGGAAUCCGACUACGACAAGAAACUAAAGGAAGCGCAAUCAGAAGAUGGGCUCCUCGUGCGCUGGGACUACGGUUUGAACAAUAAGCAUCUGGUCAGCUUCAACCUCCACAAAAUCGAAUCCGGAGAUGUUAAACUUGCUGUUGGUGAUGAAAUGCGCCUGCGUUACAAGGGCGAGCUGCGAUCUCCUUGGGAAGGGGUCGGUUAUGUCAUCAAGAUCCCGAAUAACCAGUCUGAUGAGGUCACCCUAGAGUUGCGCAAGACUGGAAACGAAAAACUUGUGCCCACUGACUUAUCUCACAACUUCUCAGCAGACUACGUUUGGAAAGCUACUUCCUACGACCGCAUGCAGUUGGCAAUGAAGACAUUUGCUGUCGAUGAUAUGAGUGUGUCUGGUUACAUUUUCCACACAUUGCUUGGCCAUGAGGUCCAGCUACAGGUCAUGAAGACAAACCUGCCUAAGAAGUGGUCUGCCCCUGGUCUCCCUGAUCUCAAUCCAAGUCAAGUUGGUGCCAUCAAGGCAGUUCUUCAAAAGCCUCUGAGCUUGAUUCAAGGUCCUCCUGGAACUGGCAAGACUGUCACGUCGGCUACCAUCAUUUACCACUUAGCCAAGAUGAGCGGAAACCAGGUCCUUGUAUGUGCGCCUUCCAACGUCGCCGUCGAUCAACUCUGCGAGCGUGUUCACCGUACAGGACUCAAGGUUGUUCGUCUCACAGCCAAAUCUCGCGAAGAUGUCGAAUCAUCUGUCAGUUUCUUAGCUCUUCAUGAGCAGGUGCGCAUGUCAGAGCACAACAGCGAGCUUGUCAAACUUUCCCAGCUGAAGAACGAGCUUGGCGAGCUGUCUAGCCAGGAUGAGAAGAAGUACAAACAGCUUACCAAGAUCGCUGAGCGAGACAUCCUCAACAACGCUGACGUCGUCUGCUGCACAUGUGUGGGAGCUGGCGACCCUCGUCUUUCGAAGAUGAAGUUCCGAAAUGUUCUGAUUGAUGAAUCGACUCAGUCGGCGGAGCCUGAGUGCAUGAUCCCUCUUGUUCUUGGAUGUAAGCAGGUCGUCCUCGUUGGUGAUCACAAGCAACUUGGCCCUGUUAUUAUGAACAAGAAGGCGGCCAAGGCUGGCCUUAACCAGUCGCUUUUCGAGCGCUUGGUCAACCUGAAAUUGUCGCCUAUCCGGCUCAACAUUCAAUACCGAAUGCACCCUUGCCUGUCCGAGUUCCCUUCCAACAUGUUCUAUGAUGGUAGUUUGCAGAACGGUGUCACUCAUGAGAAUCGCCUUCGAAAGGACGUCGACUUCCCUUGGCCCGUCGCAGAGAUGCCCAUGAUGUUCUGGUCUAACCUGGGCCACGAGGAGAUUUCUGCCUCUGGAACUUCAUACCUCAACCGCACGGAAGCAUCUAAUGUUGAGAAGGCGGUCACUCGAUUCUUUAAGGCCGGCGUUAAGCCCGCUGACAUUGGCGUUAUCACUCCAUAUGAAGGCCAGCGAAGCUACAUAGUGACUACUAUGCAGAAUUCAGGAACCUACAAGAAGGAAUACUAUAAGGAAGUCGAGGUCGCAUCGGUUGAUGCGUUCCAAGGCCGUGAGAAGGAUUUUAUUGUUCUAUCCUGUGUUCGAUCCAACGACAAUCAAGGCAUUGGGUUUUUGUCUGACCCUCGUCGUUUGAACGUGGCCUUGACUCGAGCCAAGUAUGGCCUCGUCAUUCUGGGCAACCCCAAGGUCCUGUCCAAACACGAGCUUUGGCACAAUCUUCUUGUCCACUUCAAGGAUCGCAAAUGCUUCGUCGAAGGUCCGUUGACCAAUCUGCAGGCAUGCUUGCUCCAGUUCAGCCGGCCCAAGGUCAGCUAUCGUCAAAAGAAUCAGCAACCCCAGUUCGGAGCCGGCAGCUAUUCCAAUGGAGGGCGCUUCAACCCACCUCCAUCUGGCCGAGACUUUGAUGCAGGCUCCAUGGUCUCCUACAUCCCCGACGAUGUGUCUUCCGUUCAUGGCUCUGCAUUUGGAGGUGCCUCUCUUAGCAGCGCAUUCCCCCCCAUGUUCUCGAGCUUCACUCCUGAUCAAUGGCCUGGACUUCCAGGGGUCACUGCCCCAGGCCGAGGCGGGAAGAGCCGCGGACGUGCUACGGAAAGCAUUGCAGGGGAGAGUGUGGCCAACUCCGAAUAUACGGAUGCAUCUUCUAGUGUCAUCGGAGGUAAAGGGGUUGGUCAGGGCGGUGUUAGUCUUGGAGCGGGGCUCCACGACGCUGUCACAGGCAUGCGGCCUGUCUCCUAUAGCCAAAGUGAUCGGCUCAAACAGUAUGUUGAGAGCAAUGGACGCAUGGUUCCGGGCAAUGGGUAUGGACGACGCUUUGACGAUGACGAGAAGAGUGUCAGCACGGCAUUUCAUAGUCAGAUUGGAGGAGGCUACGACUGA